This is a messenger RNA of Drosophila kikkawai, 5648 nucleotides long. Its product is annotated as spatacsin. Gene Ontology annotation, cellular component: axon; dendrite; cytoplasm. Gene Ontology annotation, biological process: chemical synaptic transmission; synaptic vesicle transport; axon extension. The record is from RefSeq and is a predicted model, not a curated record. NCBI's taxonomy places the organism in Eukaryota, Metazoa, Arthropoda, Insecta, Diptera, Drosophilidae.
UCCUAUUAUCAACUGUUGAUUGUUCCCGUUCCGAAACAAAGAGAUGUGAAAAUACCCGCAGAACAUUCCAUUGAAAAACUCCACCCAACGCGAUGCAUUCCGCCCAGGCGCAAGCCCAGGUCCGGGACAAGAUCUUCAAGAGCUGGUCGGGUAUCAGCGAGGUGACCAUCAUCAAGGAGGUGGCCACCAAGGGCGAGCACAUCGCCCUGUGCAUGGAGUUCUGGGCGAAAAAGCGAAAAAUUCCCACCUCUGAGUAUUGUCACAUCUUUUAUGACGUCGUCCAGGCCUAUGUGCAGCGGCUGCUCUCGGAGCGAUUGGUGUGCAAGGCGGAGGACGUGAUCCGCAAUGUAGACCGGGACGUCAAGUGCUUCUUCUUCCAGUUCGCCUGCGAGUGCCAGGACGAGGAAUUGAGUGAGUUCGUCCUGGAUCAUCUGCGCAACCGGGAGCCACUGAUGUACGAACAAGAGGAGCCCGUCCUGGCCUAUCACUGGUCGCUGGUACAGCAGCUAAGGGAGUGCGACUCUUUGUUGGCCAAGCACAGGGUGCAGCUGCCCCGCGUCAACAUAGAAGCCUUAAUGACCCUGCCGGAGGAGGCACUGCAACUGUUACUCGUGGAGCUAUAUUUUGCCAACGGCAAUGAAUCUCUGUUGGGAUCCCUUUCCAAGGAAAUGGUCUGGCAGCAUCUGGUGGAUAGCAACCAGCUGGAAAAGCUGCAGCGAUGGUGUCGCUUCCAGGAGACAGCUGUGGAUGCCCAAGAAGCGCUCUCGCCCUUGGAGCAGGGAUUUGCGGCCUGGAAAAUAGAUGCCACCAUGUACGAGUAUGCCUUGGAGCAGCUGCAGCAGCCCAGCGAGGUGCUUCGUAACUUCUUUGCCCGUGCUGGUUACUUCUUUAGGGACGAGUCCAACGAUAUUCCCGCCCAGCUGCGACGCUUGUGCACCAUGCAAUGCCUGGACAAACAUGCGGAUCUCUUGAGCCGCCAGCCCCUGGCUAAAUAUCUUUUGGAUCGUGGCCUCCACUCACUGCUCCUCAUGGACUGUGUGCCCGUUGCCUCGCUGGAGCAGCUGGCGGGCAGUGAGACGCAUCAGGAGGCGUUGCUCAACCUGAUUGUGGACCUCAAAACGAAUUCUUUGGCUGAAAACGAGGGUUUUGAGUUGAUCUCUAAGAGCGUUCAGACAUACCUGGAGAAAACCCACGAUUUGGCUGAUUCUUUUCAGGGACAUCCCCUGCUUACCUUCUACGACUUUCUGGGCCAGGAGCCAAGUGUGCGUUCCCUAGAGGGAUUCCUCACUUCGACCAGCUUGGGACGGGUCCCUUAUCUCAAAUCGUUGACAACUCGCUUCGAUCACGGACCAACGAGUGGCAGUUCCGGCCUGCCCACGGCCCACGAUCUCUUCCUGAAGUUCAAACACAUAAAUUUGCCACUCCUGGGCGCCGCUGGACAUGGUGAGCUUGUCAGCUUCUCGAAUCCCCGCCUGUGCCAACGGUAUGCACGAAAAUCUCAACUCAAUUACACUCACUAUCUGAAGCAGCAGAGGAGUGCCUAUGCGGUGUAUUACCUGAUCACAGAGCAACUGCAGCUGUAUGGACAGAUCACCAAGACGCAGCUCUUCCAUGCCUGCGAAACGGUCACCCAGAUGGCGCUCCAAUACGCUGGCGACGAGGAACUAGUGACCCAUUGUGUGGCCUGCUGUGAAAUGCUGGGAUUCGAUACGCAACCUCUGCGAAGUUUUCUGUUGCUGCAGAAGAAGAUGCCAAAGCGAAGGGAGGGAGGCGGAGGCAGUUACUCGGAUUUGUUGGCUGAAUGGGAUCGCGAUUUGGUUCAGCAGUUGGAGGCGAAUCCCAAGGAGUUUCCCCUGGAACUCUACCAGGCUCUGAUGCGUCUGGCUGUGCGGGAUACGCCUGGAAGACUGCCAGUGGCUUUGCUCGAAUAUUAUGCCUCCAAGAACGACUGGUGGCACCUGUUGCUGCUAUUCCAGUACUUUGAUCUUCCCCUGAGUGAGCUUAAAAAGCUCCUGCCGCACUUCAAGUCUUCUCCCCUGGGUGUCCAUCUGCUGCGUGCUUUGAGCUAUGAAUCCAUUGGAGAUCGCCAGCACAAGAGGAACUUCCAGAGGCCGGCGCGUCGCAGCGGAGAGGCCCAGCCCCAGACAAACUCCUCUCAAGAGACGAUGACCAACUCUUCACACAGUUCCAAUCAAGACACUAGCAUGCAACAGCUUCAGAGGAAUACGGAUCAGUCGCUUUGCACCUUGCUCACGCACACCGCUCGCCAGGACCUGUUUGCCAUUAUCCUAUGCAGCACCAACAAUCUGCCGGAUGAGGCCAUUACCACCAUGGCACAGUUUCUGGACAUGAUGCUGGGCAGUGCUCCUCCGCAUUGCAGUAGCAUCAAUCUCUUGAGGCACUGCAUCCGACAGGAACAGCCUGUCUUGGCCGUGCUAGCAGCUACACUAAGCGAACAGAAUCGCGAAUGGUGCUGGCUCGUUUGGCUGGCGGUGGCCAGCAAUCAGUGGAAUCACCUGCUGCAGGAGGCCACCACCUUUAAGGCGCGGGAGGAGAAUCGACUGGAGUGGGUGUGGUCGAUCAUCCGAGGAGCUGUAGCUGGGGGUCAGGUGAAUGCCCUGCUGCAUAGCCUGGAAAUCUUUCAGCCGGACUGCAAAUUCACGCAUCUGUGCCGCUUCCUUCAGCUGACUGCCCAGCAGGAGGACUUUAGCGAUGCCACCAUCGUGGAGCUGCGUCAGUUCUUCUGCAGCUGGAGCCAGGAUGCAGUGACUCUGCCUCUGUGUGGCUCUCUGCCCCGCAAACAAGCGAUGCAACGCUCCAUCGGUCUGCUGAUCAUCCAACUGCAGUCCAACUUUGAUUGCAUCCUGCAGCAGCAGCGAUUCCUGGACUGCAUCUGUCGCUCGGAUGUGGGAGACAUAUGCGACUUGCUGGAUUUCUGUCUGCUGCACAAAGUCUUUGGUGUGGCAGCCACCUGGCUGAGGGAACUGGACAUCAAUCUAGAGCAGCUGGUUAAGAGGGAUAGCUCGGAGUACAGGCGACUGGUGGACGCUCUCACCGAAGCUCGAGCCUACGAGGAAGCUCUCCAGCUUGCCACCUUGCUGCAGCUGCCACUGAGCGAUAUAGUCUAUGGCAAGUGGCUGGCCGAGCUCGAAGGAGGCGUAUUGCGACCCCAUCAGGAAUACGAAAGGGAGAUCCAGCAACAUGCGCUGCCACCCGCCAUUCUGGUGAACUUUCUGCUGCAGGCAGCAUCCUCCGCUGGACAAGUGGGCCUCCGGCGCUACGAGCUACUCCAGAGCGCGCUGGGCGUAAUCAAGCAGCAUCAUUUGUUUCCCAAUGAAUCCUUUGACCGAGAUCAGAUAGAGUACGAUAUGGUUCUGUGCUAUCUGCAGUUGCCUGAGGAUCAGCUCGCCCAGCUCACCAUUUACCACUCGGAAUACUAUGAACAAAUCAUGCUGCAGGAACGCUGUGUCCUCUACAAAUCCUUUUCUGAACUCAAGGAACUGGCUGGGAUCGAUGACCUCAGCAUAUCUGGAAAGACCCCAUUAACUUCGGAUAUGGAAACCCGACUGGACGCACUUUUAAACACUCUGCUGGACAAGGGCGACAUUGUGGAAGCCUUGCGUCUUCAAGAACUCUUCGAGUUUCGCCCGAAUGACCUGCGGUUUAUUGUAUUCGCCAUGGCCUUGGCCGAGGGAAUGACCAGCAUCAGCAAUCUUUCCAGCAAGGAGCGCCAGCUGCUCGGAGAGAUCGAGAAGAGUGCGUUUCCCAAGUUCAAUCGAAUUACGCUCAACCAGAAUGUGAUGACACGCUGGGGCAGUGAUCUCUCCGACACCUGCUCAGACAGUGUGGCCUUGGAGUUCGAGGAGAUACCAUCCAAGGAGAAGCAGCAGACGCUGGACACCUUGCUGGGCAUUGGAUCCAAGUUGAAGUACGGGGUGGAGCUGGGCAGACGCAUUGUGCUGGCCUACAGGGCGGCUAUGUAUCUGGACAAGGAGUAUUUGGAUGUGCUGCGAACCAAGGAUGCCGGUGUUUUGCUGAAAAGCGCCGCUGGAGAGGAUUGCCUGCAGCGCCUGCUGGUGGUCAGUGAUAUACAGAUAUCUACAAGGAUGACGCCAAAAGAGAUUGCUGAGAGUUUGGCCCUGGAGCUGACCACUUGCAUCGUCCGUCCGCGCUUUUAUAUCUUCAAUGCCAAAGACCAGCCAAGGAAUGCCUUGAGGAACUCCGACCUCUGGGGCCACAGCAUCGAUCGGGAUUUCCACUUGUUCCUAGAACUUGCUCCCAACACCACCAUCUUGGGUAAUUGCCUGCUCGAGUACUGUGAUGCCUUGAAGGCCUACCGUCGCUACCAGAAUGGCCAGAUGUUCGAGGAAACGGAAGCCUUUGAGCGUCUCUCGGGUAUUAUCACACAGUAUGGCCUGCCGACUCCCCCGCCAUCUGGAACCAUGACCGGGAUACCCCAAGUCUUGUCCCACAAAAAGCAAAAUCAAAUCUACGUGGAGCUGUUGAUUAAGGCUCACCUGUGCUUUGUCCACGAGUGCUCCAUGGAGGGAAUCGUGAGUGUGCUUCAGAAGGCGAAGGCACUCAAUGGGCAACUGGCCAAGGCGAAAUCCUGGUCACUGAUUGUCCGGAUGUUGAUCGGGAUAGCACGCUACCGGGAGAUGUUCUACUGCUUCGAUGCGCUGAUUGAUAACGAGCAGUUCGAGUCGCUGCUGGGACAGUUCGAUGAGGACCAAAAGAGCGGACUGCGACAGGCCAUCCUCAGCUACAUAAAGGAAUACCAACCGCAGAAUGGCAAGGAGCUACUGCGCCUGGCAGCCCUGCACUUUUUAAUGUACAAGGAACUGGCAGAGAUGUGGACCGAGGAAGCCCAGGAUAUUGUUAACAAAAUCCAGAGCAUGGCCGAGCAGUCCAAUAAGUUGAGAUGCUCAGCGCAGGUGCAGACCCUCUUGCAGCAGGCUUUGGAGAACUACACCCAUGCCACUGAGAACUAUUUGCUGGACAACAAGCUCCUCCUGGCCCAGCAGAGUGUGUCUCGGGCGGAGUUGAUGGCCAUGCAGCUGGAUCUCUGCAACAAGGCCUUGGAGAAGCGGCACAACAAUAAUGCCAACCUGCUGUGUGUAAGCGUGAUUGGGGUACGAACGAGGGAGCAAUUUCGGGAAUUAGUAAAUACGCAUCUCAGUGUCCCACAAACUCUUAUCCUGAGCCGCGCCUAUAACUAUGAUGUCAACUGGAGCGAGGCCCUCUUGUCUCAGUUUGUUCUCCUUCAAGUAAGCAACUAUCUGCAGGAGUACCUCUGUCACCAGCGCAUCAACGACGAUGUGAUCGAACAGGCAGUUAAGGGUUACCUGCUGCACGCUCAGAGUAAUGCCACAAAUGCAAAACAGGAGGAGUCACUGGCCCAGCUGGUGGAACUGAUCAAAUCGGUGAUCCUCAAGUAUAAGCUGGCUUCCAUUUUGGGGCUCAAGCCCAUCGUGAUGUCCCUGAUCAACGAUUCGCCGGUUCACUAUCUGCGCGACACGAACUUUGGUCGCAGCGAAUUCCACACGUCCGGGGACACGUGACAUAGUAUAUACCAUUGUGAUUUUAAUCUGUCUUUAUACAACAACAUAAGCACUGAAUACGUUAUUAAAAAUAUACUCUUAAAAAUA